AUGCACUCAGGAAUUUCGGCCUCAGAAGAGCUUCAAGCCGCCUUCAACUUGCUACUAGCGUCGCCAUCGACCUUUGGGCUGUUGGUGAGCAUCCACAAAGAGUCGCUCGUGCCCGUGGCCAGUCUUCCAUCGAAAGCGCCGUCGUUUGUCGACAAUUUGCCGAUUCUCCAGACGCACCUGCAACCCGACGUUGCACUCUAUGUUCUGCUCCGUCGGUAUGACGAUGAACCCAAGUUCAUUGCCAUUACGUACGUGCCAGACGCGGCACCUGUCCGGCAGAAGAUGCUGUUUGCGUCCACAAGGCUGGCCUUGGUGCGCGAGCUGGGCUCGGAGAAUUUCAGGGAAAAACUAUUCGUGACUUUGGCGCAGGAGUUGACCGAGGGCGGGUUCCAAAAGCACGACGCACACGUGAAGAUCGCGGCCCCUCUGACAGCGGAAGAGCGAACACUGGGCGAGGUGAGGCGGGCUGAGCAGGAGGCCGGGUCCGGCACAGGCACACGAGAGAUUCACCUGAGCAAAGGCUUCGCCGCGCGGGUGGCUGAAGACGCGACGGCUGCUCUGAAGGAGCUGGGGCGGGAUGGCGGACGGGUAGUGGUCAUGCUGAAAAUCGACGCCGGGAAGGAGUCUGUCGAGCUGGUUCCCGAGGCCCCGCGCCCACGGUCAAUCGCCGAGCUGUCCAAGGCUAUCUCGACUGCGGAGCCUCGGUUCACGUUUUACAGGUUCGCGCACAGCCACGGCGGCGCGGAGCAAGCGCCGGUCUUGUUUUUCUACACGUGCCCGGUGACGGAGGGCAGCAGGUCCAUCAAGAACCGAAUGCUCUACCCGUUGAUGAAGCGGGCCGUUCUGGAAACGGCGGAAAAGGAAGCGGGCUUGACGGUGGAGAAGAGGUUCGAGGUGGAGGAGCCAGGUGAAAUCACGGAGCAAUCCGUCAUGGAUGAUUUGCACCCCAAGACGACGACGAGGUCGGGAUUCAGCCGGCCUAAGCGCCCGGGGCGAUGA
This is a messenger RNA of Ustilaginoidea virens, 999 nucleotides long. RefSeq lists its product as uncharacterized. The transcript is spliced from 3 exons. Gene Ontology annotation, molecular function: actin monomer binding; actin filament binding. Gene Ontology annotation, cellular component: actin filament; cytoplasm. The record is from RefSeq and is a predicted model, not a curated record. Bases 1 to 999 code for a protein of 332 amino acids. NCBI's taxonomy places the organism in Eukaryota, Fungi, Ascomycota, Sordariomycetes, Hypocreales, Clavicipitaceae. Gene Ontology annotation, biological process: barbed-end actin filament capping; actin filament depolymerization.